Messenger RNA from Phytomonas sp. Hart1, 576 nucleotides. The record is from the annotation of a GenBank genome assembly. Lineage: Eukaryota; Euglenozoa; Kinetoplastea; Trypanosomatida; Trypanosomatidae.
AUGGAAGAUAAAAAGGAUGAAGCGAGGAUUCAACAGGAGGAAAGUGACGCAAUACUUGCACGUCACCUUCAAGAGGAAUUUGAUAAGUUGAACGAGGCGAAUGCUAUGCAUAACGUGGAAAGUAACAAUACAGCACAGUGCAGCGAAUCACCACAAAAAUCUUUGAGUAACGAAGUUUUAACGGUACCAUGCCCAGAGUGCACAUUUAAUAAUAAUAUAUCGAAUCCAGUUUCUGGUAAACAUUAUGCGUGUGAGCAAUGCUAUACUCAGCUUCUUGUUCCAAAUUCUUCCUCGAAAGAGCAAGAGCCUCCCCAGAUAAUCGAAUGUUCUGUCUGUCAUGUAAAAAAUAUCAUACCAUCAAAGAAGGUCGAUGCACUUCUUUGUGGCGCUUGCUAUCAACAACUUGCUGAUCCAACUACCGCAAUUAGUGAAGAUUCUACAAAAGAAAAACGAUCAGUUCAAAUCAGAUGUGGUCAAUGCAGUGCUAUAAAUUUAGUUCAAGUGGCUUCGAAUGCGAAUGUUAUCCAGUUUGAAUGUGGUGGUUGUCAAUCAAUUAAUGAAGUUUCACUAUCCUGA